CCCGGAUGGUGGACUAGAGAGAGCCGACAAAACGGGUCUGAAACGGGAAGAGGUAUUUUGACAUUGUCGGUAAAUUCAUUAGGGGCGGUGAGAAGAGGUGAUGGUGUGUCGGAGGGGGAGAGAAGGAGCUUUGGGCACCUUGCGGAGGAUCAUAUACAAACUCUGUUUUCGGAUUAUUCUCAAACCCCGCCACUUCUAAACCACAAAAAAACUUUUAAAAAACUAAUCUCAGUCAACUCUAAAUGACUAUUUUCGACAUGCGCUCAUUAAAAUAGUCCAUCCAAGAAACCAUAGAAUAGGUAUGUAAAGUUGACUAUCAUUGUAAUGAAUGGUGAGUAGUCGGUCGUUCUAAAGCUUCAUCCAAAUGUAGAGAUUGAAUCAUUGUGAACUGAAAUGAAUAUUGCACAUUUGAUUUUCUAUAGGAGAAUCUUUAAAAAUCAUGCGAUACAGAAUUUUAAAAGGGCGUUUCUCUCGGCCUGCAUCUGCAUAUCUGGCGUCAGUUGAGGGUUAUGUUUAGGAGAGAAUACUUACAGGCCUGUCUUAUGUGGACCAUUUUGACAAAUGUUUACUUAAAAAAAAAACAUAUCUACCUCAAACCUCUGCCUGUUUUCCACAGAACACGACUGGAGAAACAAACAAAUGUUUACUAAAUGAAUACAUCAGUCUCACUAAUACCUCGUAGGUUCUUUAUAAAGCGUAGCCUUGUUUAAAACGCCUCCGAUGGCUUCGUUCUCAGACUCCGACCUGCAGACCUGUCUUCUCUGCAAGGAGCUCUGUGGCUCCUCCUCCGCUACCAUCUCUUGCAACUCCUCCACUUCCUCUUCCUCCUCUCACUCGUCCUCCUCCUCCUCCCGGCGCCUCCAUGUCCUCCCCUGCCUGCACACCUUCUGCAGACAGUGUCUGGAGGGCCAGCGCAGUCAUGGGGACCCUCUCAAACUCAGCUGCCCCACCUGCAACCAGAAUGUCUCCAUCUCCGAGGUCGGAGUGGACUCUCUCCCGUCCUCCAACUUCCUCUUGAGUAACCUUCUGGACGCGGAGCAGCUCCAACUCGGCCAAAAUAAGAACGGUCACCGGGGGGUCGGCGGGUGCUCUGUACCCAGGUUCCACCGCGCCCACAGCGUGCUCCACCCGAACCGUCUGGGAGGGCCCCAGUGCAGCUCCUGUGGCGAGGGGAACCCGGCCAGCUUCCACUGCCUGGACUGCCAGGAGUACCUUUGUGAUAACUGCGUCCGAGCCCAUCAGAGGGUCCGGUUGACCAAGGACCACUUCAUGGAGAGCCUGCAGCAUGCAAGCCGAGGCUUGGCCAGCCCCAUCGCAGGUAGAGGCAUGGGGGUUGGGGGAGGUGUAGGGUUGUCCCUGACCCAGCCCUUCCAGUCCAAAUCCUCCCUGCUGCCUUUGUUCCAGGAUAGGAUGAGCUUCUGUCAGCACCAUGACAACAAGGUGUUUCUGUUUUUCUGUGAGACGUGCUCUGUGCCUAUCUGUAGGGAGUGUAGUGUGGGCAGACACAUGGGCCACAGCUUGGUCUAUCUACAGGACGCUGUCCAGGACUCCAGAGACAUCAUCAUCCAGCUACUGGCCGACGCACAGCAAGGAAGACAGGCUGUACAGUUGAGUAUGGAGAAGAUCCAGGCCAUAGCAGAGCAGGUAGACAUCAAGGCCAAGGUGGUCCAGACAGAGGUGAAGAACGUGGUCCUCAGACACCUGAAAGCCUUGGAGGACAGAGAGAGUCAGCUACUCUGGAAGGUUGAGAAGAUCCAACAGCUGAAAACCAAGUCCCUGUACCUGCAGGUAGAGAAGCUGCAUCAGAACCUGACCAAGCUGGACAGCACCAUCACAGCAGUCACUCAGGUGCUGGAUGAGGGUUGUCACCUGGACGUGCUGCUGGCCAGAGAGCGCAUGCUGACCCAGAUCCAGGAGCUGAAGUCUCUCAAAGGCCUGCUGCAGCCACAGGAGGACGAUCGUUUAAUGUUCACCCCUCCAGAACAGGCCCUGUACAUAGCCAUCCAGUCCAUGGGGUUGAUCAGUAGCGGAGCGUUCGCUCCCGUCACCAAAGCUCACGGCGAGGGCCUAAAGACCGCACUCCGUGGCAAGACCGCCUCCUUCACCGUAAUUGGCUACGACCACGACAGGGAGCCCUGCCUCUCGGGCGGUGACGCAGUGUCAGCGGUGGUGAUGGCAGCGGCGGAUGGUAACCUGUCGGCUGCGGAGGUGUGUGACAACCAGAACGGGUCGUACACGGUCAGCUACUUGCCCAAGACUGAGGGAGAAGAUUUGGUGUCAGUUCUGGUCUGUAACCAGCACAUCAUGGGCAGCCCCUUCAAGGUACUGGUGAAGUCUGGACGACGCUACGGGGCUCUGGGUUCACCGGUGUCUGCGUUUGGCAGUGAGGGGGAGGGUGACGGUCAGCUGUGUCGUCCCUGGGGCAUCAGUGUGGAUAAAGAGGGAUACGUGGUGGUGGCCGACCGCAGUAACAACCGCGUACAGAUCUUCAAGCCGUGCGGGGCCUUCCACCACAAGUUCGGCUCCCUGGGCUCUCGCCCCGGUCAGUUUGAUCGUCCAGCGGGCGUGGCGUGCGACAGCCAACAGCAGAUCAUCGUAACGGACAAAGACAACCACCGUGUGCAGGUGUUCACCUUUGACGGACAGUUUAUGCUGACGUUCGGCGAGAAGGGCACUAAGAACGGUCAGUUCAACUACCCCUGGGAUGUGGCAGUGAACUCUGCGGGGAAGAUCUUGGUCUCUGACACCAGGAACCACCGCGUCCAGCUCUUUGGCCCUGACGGCUCGUUCAUCAACAAGUACGGCUUUGAGGGCACUCUGUGGAAACACUUUGACUCGCCGCGGGGUGUCGCCUUUAACCAUGAGGACCACCUGGUCGUCACCGACUUCAACAACCACCGUCUGCUGGUGAUUCGGCCAGAUUGCCAAUCUGCCCGGUUCCUGGGCUCCGAGGGUACCGGUAACGGGAAGUUCCUGCGUCCCCAGGGCAUAGCGGUGGACCAGGAGAACCGGAUCAUCGUUGCCGACUCGAGGAACCACCGUGUGCAAGUGUUCGAGCCCAACGGGAACUUCUUAUGCAAAUUUGGCACCCAUGGCAGUGGCUUCGGACAGAUGGACCGCCCCUCCGGUGUUGCUGUGACACCCGACGGAGUCAUCGUGGUCGUCGACUUCGGAAACAACCGCAUCCUCAAGUUCUAAUCGCUUUUCGCUUUCUUUCUUUCUCUCACUCGGUUUUCUCUCCAUUUCUCUGUCAGGGAGAGGAAAUUGAAGAGCUCGGAAAAGGAUUCAACAAACAGACACAAAGAGGACAGUUUAAAGAGAGAUAGUCAGAGCAGGUAGAAAUGCGUUAUUACAAAUUAAGGGGAAGUGAAUUUGUUUGUUUUUAAGUUAUUUUUUACUUUUAGGUUUUAGUUUGUGUAAUCAGAUUCCUGUGGUAUACUGUAUGACAAAGGGGACCACUAAGACUAGUUGAUAAUCAGUAGUGAAAGUAACAAGGAAGAGAUCACGAUUUCCCUGUCUUCUAUCUGAAUUGUUUUCUCUCAACUCUCAUCACGUCGCCUUCUCAGGGAUUUUUCUCACUUUUUCUUGAAAUAUUGAAUCCUCUGCUCCGCCACCUACCUCAACCAGUUCCUAAUGAAUGUACUCACCCUCUCCGAGCAGAGGUCUACUCUAGUCUGUCAGGUUUUACAAAGAAGAAAAUAAAAAAAGUCUACCUCAAUACUUUUUAAAAUUUAAAAUGAAAAGACGUUUUGACCUGACCUGUAGUGGAGUCUGGUGUGUUCAGUGAUGUUUAGGGUAGCUUGUUCUGUACAUCUUGGUUUAGCAUGUCCCCCUCAUCUCUCCAUGUGUAAUGUCACUGCAGACCGACGGAAUAGAGGUAAUGCCCAAACCGGUUAGACUGACUCUGUGUUAGUUAGCUCAGGUCACAGUACCAGAUGGACCAGAAGAAUCUCCUUUUAGCUUGACUGGUUUAUUGAUCGCAGCGGUGCCGGGAGUCUGACCUGGGACAGAUGCAGUUUGAUGAUUGGUUGAAAUCAGGAGCUAGUCGUUGUUGUGGGGAGAUUCUCUUUUCUGUCCCAAAGUAUCCAAUUAUCAAUGGAACAUAGUUGAUUCCUUUCAGUCGUCAGCAAGCUGGUCUGAUUAUGAGGAAAAAAAUAAUGGAAAUCAAUGUGAAAAAACAAACCGCAUUUGUGUACUCUCAAACGGAGGGCCCACCAAAGUAUUUUAUACGUUUAUCAGGAGUUAUCAGGAUGUAUUGGUUGUUGAUUAUGUAGAUUGAUUAUGAAUUCUGUUUGAGUGACAUUUGUUGUGAAUGAUGCGGAAGGAUAGCAAUGCCUCCAGAAAGCAGGCAUCUUGAUUGGCUGUCCACAGGAGUGAGAGCCAAUCAGAAAUCAGAAUGAGCCUGUGUGGUUGAAUUGUGGGGCACUGAUUGGCUCUUGGGGGCUAGGAUUUAAUCCAACCCCCUUCUGACAUAACUGCCCCACCCUAGUUAUUGACGCCCAUUCUGAAAUGCCGGAGAGAGAGUGUUCCGGAACAUGUGCAUGCUGACCAGACCUCGAAAAGAUGGAGGUCUAGAGAACAGCUAGUAGAGUCAACCAAAGGUAGAAUUUUGGCUAACUGUAUGUUUGGCAUCGAAAGAACAACAAGUCCCAUUGAAGACAUUUUGUUGUUUAAUCAUUUAUGUUGGAGGUCUAAAACGCUCACCAGCUGCCACCAAAACGAUCUGUUCAAGGCACUGUCAAUGGGAAGAAGAAGAAGAAUAUAAGGCCUACUUUUAGCUUUUAAAAUGGAAGUACCUUUCAAGCCUACUUCCUGAGGAGAACGUUGUAGAAAGGUCUGGGGGAAAAAAACAUAUCUCACAGCAACCAAAGAGUAUCUUUCCAGGCCACUUUCCAUCUCACACCCCUGAGAGGUUCAAUCUAGCUCCACCACCCAUGCUAACAUGACACUGCUUCAUGUCUAGCAACCCUUAUUUUGCAUUAGCAUCUCAAACCAUUGAACCAUUGAGUGCAAACAGAUUCCUGAUUUAUCACCUGUGGUGGACCUUUUUGGAGGGGUUGUAAAUCUCCCUUUCUCUUGUGAAGUUAGUCACUUUAGAGUAGUCUAGGCUAGCGGUAUGGGCGUUUUAUUAGUUGGUUUCUGAGCUUCUUACCUCAGAGGAAAGUGCAGGCCUGCACUUUAAAUCCUAAUUUACGUAAACUUUCACAUCCCAUCGUUUACCUUAACUGUCAGAUACCUCAACAUUUUUUAUAUACUUUCUUAUUCCUCAGUUACUUUAUGUGCAACUCAUUUGUAAUACAACCUACCUUAACCAGUUACUGGCUACAGUACCUCAACUCUCAGACUUCAUCAACAUACACAUGUCAUUUUACAAAUCUACCUCAACACACCUUUUACUUAACUUUAAAUGGCUCAUGUUACAUACCGUGUGUGUGUGUGUGUAUAUCAGUUGAAGUCGAAAGUUUACAUACACCUGAGCCAAAAACAUUUAAACUCAGUUUUUCACAAUUCCUGACAUUUAAUCCUAGUAAAAAAAAUCCCUGUCAACAUGAUGCUGCCACCCCCGUGCUUCACGGUUGGGAUGGUGUUCUUAGGCCUGCAAGCCUCCCCCUUUUUCCUCCAAACAUAACGAUGGUCAUUAUGGCCAAACAGAUCUAUUUUUGUUUCAUCAGACCAGAGAACAUUUCUUCAAAAAGUACGAUCUUUGUCCCCAUGUGCAGUUGCAAACCGUAGUCUGGCUUUUUUAUGGCUGUUUUGGACCAGUGACUUCUUCCUUUCUGAGCAGCCUUUCAAGUUAUGUCGAUAUAGGACUCGUUUUACUGUGGAUAUAGAUACUUUUGUACCUGUUUCCUCCAGCCUCUUCACAAGGUAUUUUGCUGUUCUUCUGGGAUUGAUUUGCACUUUUCACACCAAAGUACGUUGAUCUCUAGGAGACAGAACGCAUCUCCUUCCUGAGCGGUUUGACGGCUGCGUGGUCCCAUGGUGUUUAUGUCUGAGUACUAUUGUUUGUACAGAUGAACGUGGUACCUUCAGGCGCUUGUACAUUUCUCAACAAUUUGUUUUCUGAGGUCUUGGCUGAUUUCUUGUGAUUUUCCCAUGACGACAAGCACAGAGGCACUGAGUUUGAAGGUAGGCCUUGAAAUACAUCCACAGGUACACCUCCAAUUGACUCAAAUGAUGUCAAUUAGCCUAUCAGAAGCUUCUAAAGCCAUGACAUAAUUUUCUAGAAUUUACCAAGCUGUUGAAAGGCACAGUCAACUUAGUGUAUGUAAACUUCUGACCCACUGGAAUUGUGACACAGUGAAAUAAUUUGUCUGUAAACAAUUGUUGGAAAAAUGACUUGUCAUGCACAAAGUAGAUCUCCUAACCGAACUUGCCAAAACUAUAGUUCAAUAACAAGAAAUGUGUGGAGUGGUUGAAAAAUGAGUUUCAACCUAAGUGUAUGUAAACUGUGUGUGUGUGUGUGUGUGUGUGUGUGUGUGUGUGUGUGUGUAUAUUGGCCUACCUCUUCAAAUAUUUUGACUAGUAACUUCUAAACAUCAAGUCUCUUGUACUGUAUACUUCAGUUUCCAGACCUUUUACUGUACCUCUUGUACUUGUACGGUACCUUCAAGUUAGUCUUUAUUUGUAUUUUUUUUAAACAUACCUCGUUACUUUUACCUCAACUUUUACCUCACCUCACACUUUUACCUCACCUCACACUUUUACCUCACCUCACACUUUUACCUCACCUCACACUUUUACCUCACCUCACACUUUUACCUCACCUCACACUUUAAAUCGUGUAACAUUUACCUGUCACCUGUUGGACCAAAGAUCUUAAUCCUGGAGGCUCCUUUUCAUGUAAAAUUACAAGUUACAAAUGGCCAUCUCUCCACAUUGUGUCCAUGAGUGGUCUGUUUAGCAUUGUGGUGCAUUAUGCCUUUUAAUCAUAUGGAGAAACCAAAUAGCGAAGAUCAGAGCAUUGUGCCAAAAAAUAUAUUUGUGGGAGUUUGGUGUCAAAAUGGAGUUGGCGUCGGGAUGACACUGUCAUAGACGGUGAAUGUCAUUGGACCAUUAUAUCAUAGAUAUUAGUGUUUAGCGAAUCAAAGCAGCCAAGGACAGAUCCCUGUGCUUUGAUUGGAUGCACUUAUGUGGGUGCACUUACCUGAUUGGCCAACAGUGAGAAAGAUGGCGACGUCACCGUUAGCUAAUUUGAGGCCUUCAUCCUACCCCCUUUAGACCGACAAGAAUUACCUCUAAUAUCAGCACAGGUUCUCCUCAGUAAGAACCUCUUAGAAGUGUGUACCUAAGAGUUAGCACAAUGUUGGUUGGUACUAACUUAUUUGAAAACUAACAAAAAAGUCUGGUGUGUGUGUGUAGGAACACAUUGCGUGAAUAAGAUGUUUAUUACGAGGUAAUAAGCCUGUUUAUUACGAGGUAAUAAGCCUGUUUAUUACGAGGUAAUAAGCCUGUUUAUUGCGAGGUAAUAAGCCUGUUUAUUGCGAGGUAAUAAGCCUGUUUAUUGCGAGGUAAUAAGCCUGUUUAUUGCGAGGUAAUAAGCCUGUUUAUUGCGAGGUAAUAAGCCUGUUUAUUGCGAGGUAAUAAGCCUGUUUAUUGCGAGGUAAUAAGCCUGUUUAUUGCGAGGUAAUAAGCCUGUUUAUUGCGAGGUAAUAAGCCUGUUUAUUGCGAGGUAAUAAGCCUGUUUAUUGCGAGGUAAUAAGCCUGUUUAUUGCGAGGUAAUAAGCCUGUUUAUUGCGAGGUAAUAAGCCUGUUUAUUGCGAGGUAAUAAGCCUGUUUAUUGCGCGGUAAUAAGCCUGUUUAUUGCGCGGUAAUAAGCCUGUUUAUUGCGCGGUAAUAAGCCUGUUUAUUGCGCGGUAAUAAGCCUGUUUAUUGCGCGGUAAUAAGCCUGUUUAUUGCGCGGUAAUAAGCCUGUUUAUUGCGCGGUAAUAAGCCUGUUUAUUGCGCGGUAAUAAGCCUGUUUAUUGCGCGGUAAUAAGCCUGUUUAUUGCGCGGUAAUAGACCGGAGACGUUAGCACAUUACAGGCCCCAGACCCUGCUGCUUAGAACCGAUAUGGUCUGUUGACGUGUUUCAGUAUUACUAUAUGGAAAAAGUCUGCAAUCUUUUACAUUUUAAUACAAAAAAUGACAACAUUCUAUCUUUAAGGUUUUCACUCUUACAGAGGAAAAACAUGUAUUUGAAACUUUUUGUUUUUGUUCCUUUUUUGUUUUUUUGUUGCAUCAUUACAUUUUUAAAAAAUGAAACAACGUCUCACAGACUUGACGGGUUGGUAGCUGAUUCUGUUUUUUUUUUAAAAUCAUGAUCAUAUACCCACAGGUGUGUAUGUGUUAGGAGUGCGUUGGAUGGAUUUAACCUUUUUGACCUUUGCGAUUGUAUUUCCUGUUCCCAAGAGGCUCUGCAGAGACCAAUCGUUGCUUGGCCAGCCAUGUCUGGAAUCUGUACUAGAGUGCAGUUAGUACAUCAACUUUUAGAGCCGCACAGUUUAAUGAUCCCUCCACACACACGAUGAAGACUGUUUACACUGUAGACAUUUUGUUUUUGCCCUAGUAAUGACAACCUCAUACUCUCUAUCAAAAUAAGAUAGGUUUCUUCAUUAGAAUCGCUUGAUUUAUUUUAACCCCCCUCACACAAAAAUAUCCAGGAAGUGUGGUGCUGAGCACUUGAUUGGUCUCCUGUACUCCUGGGCAGGGUUUUAUUGGCCCCUAUGUUUCUGUCCACCAUUUUGUUUCUGGCAUCUCGGAGAGAAGUUGGUUUAAGUGAAACUGCACCAGGUAGAAGUUGUGCAACAUGUUAAUGAUUGUAUCUUUUAAAGAAAAAAAUUAAAUACGUAACAUUUUUAAAAGGAAGAAAAAAAAUAGAAACUCAGGUAGUUCUAUGUCACAGUGAAAUGUGUCCCCCAUAGUGAUGUGGGUGUCACAGUGAAAUGUGUCCCCCAUAGUGAUGUGGGUGUCACAGUGAAAUGUGUCCCUCAUAGUGAUGUGGGUGUCAGUGAAAUGUGUCCCCCAUAGUGAUGUGGGUGUCACAGUGAAAUGUGUCUCCCAUAGUGAUGCGGGUGUCACAGUGAAAUGUGUCCCCCAUAGUGAUGUGGGUGUCACAGUGAAAUGUGUCCCCCAUAGUGAUGCGGGUGUCACAGUGAAAUGUGUCCCCCCUAGUGAUGCGGGUGUCAGUGAAAUGUGUCCCCCAUAGUGAUAAUAUAGUGAACCUUUCUGUUAUGACCUCAGUACGAGUCUCAUUGGCCAUGUUCCAGGACCCUCUUUCUUUGCAGUUGGGUUGUGAAAAUCCUGAGAUUUCUGCAUGUGUGUGUGUGUGGUGAAGACGGGCUGGAACGCGACCAAUCUUUUCUGUGUUUCCGUUUUUGCAUAUUACACGUUAGUUCUCAAUCUCGAAAAUGGAAACAUUUAGCUUUUUGAAUUGUUUCCUUCAAAUGUACUGUUUUAUGUUUAAUUUUCAGGUUUUAUUUUUGUUAAAUGUUCCCGUUGUUUGUUUGAUAAACACCAAAGGACUCCAGACCACACGACCCUUUUGGAAUGUAUUUUGUAAGAAAAUGGUUUGCUGGGAGUGAUUCUCACUCACACCCUACUCAUUGCUAGCAGGAUCACAAAACAGAACUGAUACUGUACUACCAAUCAAUCUGCGUCUGGAGAAUUACAAUGGACACCAUGUUGUUACCAUUGUUGUUCCAUUCCAAUGCAAUUUAGAAUCUUACUAUCAUGGAGUCUUUGGUGACAAAAUGGCCUCUUUUUAAAAAAAAAUAAUAAUAAUUCUGAGUCUGUUUAUCAACAGUCACUCUACUCUGUAAGGCCUAUUUCUAAGGCUCUGUUCUGUCCUGUGUGCAGUAGGUAGUGUGUGAGAGUGUGUUGUUGUUGAACCCAAAUCCACUGAAUGUAUUCUCCUCUGUCGACGAGGCACGAGGACAGCGGGGACCAGCUGAGUUUAGGAGGGUGCUGCUGGUGUGUUUUGUGUUGGUGUACUAUCAUAUACACACUGAAAUGAUCUGUAAGGAGUGUGUGUAUAUGUGUGUGUAUGCACGUGUUUCCCCCCCUCUCCUCUCCUCACACACAGUGGUCGGUGUGGAAGUGCAGUUGUCAGGUCUUCAGUUUAAAUAAAGAAGAGGAGACUAAUUUACCUGCCGUCUUCUGUUACACACUGUCUUCUGUUACCUGCUGUCUUCUGUUACCUGCUGUCUUCUGUUACCUGCUGUCUUCUGUUGCCUUUCCUCGUCUGUUGCCUGCUGCCUUCUGUGGACUUUACACAUUUCCUAUGCAGUUUUUUUUUUUUUGUUUACACUUAAAUAAACGUAUUUCUUUGA
Messenger RNA from Oncorhynchus keta (chum salmon), 10310 nucleotides. RefSeq names its product E3 ubiquitin-protein ligase TRIM71-like. The record is from RefSeq and is a predicted model, not a curated record. Gene Ontology annotation, molecular function: zinc ion binding; ubiquitin protein ligase activity; protein binding. The transcript is spliced from 10 exons. The coding region runs from base 721 to 3198 and encodes 825 amino acids. Lineage: Eukaryota; Metazoa; Chordata; Actinopteri; Salmoniformes; Salmonidae. Gene Ontology annotation, biological process: proteasome-mediated ubiquitin-dependent protein catabolic process; protein polyubiquitination.